AUGGUUGGAGAGCAAGGAAAUCGAACGUCCGGGCCUAGGAACACUGCGUCCCGUUCAGUACCAAACAGUUACUGGUGGAAACGAAUUCAUAAUUUGAAUGCACGGUCAGGAGUGCAAGAGGCCAGUGGUGGCCUUAACCGUGCCGAAAAAUUUAGCUCACUUGUGUCAUGUCACCGUGGAUAUGGAUCUGUGGCAUUUUACGCCGUUUUUUCUUUGUUUAUUUUGACAUUCCUGUACGCCAUUUGGAAAAUUGUCAGCGCUCACUCUCGUUCAACAAGGAGGCCUGGUUCUAGUAACUCAACAUCAACCACUAAGCUAGGUCCCACGGCGCAUGCCCUCACGGGCUAUUCCAACGCUUAUCCUUGGAUGACAACAGAAAGCAUAACGGAACAUUUUCACCAAAACGCGAAGGGAUUUCAUCACUUUCAAAACGAGGCUCCACCACAAAGGCCCUCGUCUUCAGUUUAUUUUCCUUCACAAGGUAACGAGCGCGAAAAAAUUACAUCUGUUACCAACAAUGACGAUCCUUUACUUGGAGGAAAUGUUGCACUCAGGAACCUAUCGCCAACUUUGCCAUCUCGAGUGAGGGCGACAAAACACUCAUUUUAUAAUUAUUACCAAGAAUCUUUCAAAAGCAUUCAGCCAGCCUUGAAUUACCCAUUAGGACAAUACCCCGCUGUUUUUAAUCCACUACCACCCAGAGUGCCUUAUCCCAAAGCAUAUUAUCCUUUUUCUCAGCCUCCGAUACCGGAGGGUGUGAUGGAAAAUCAGAAUUAUCCAUUCGAAACCAAGGCUUCUGGCCCAUUUCCAUAUAGCAGCGAUUCCGUCAGAAUAUUCAAUGAUAAGCCGGCCUUUUUGUCAUAUCCUGUGGAAUCUAAUGUCUCCUCCAUAGCCCCCUAUUACUUUCCUUCCAGCAAGAUUUCUAUGCCCAGAAGUUCCUUCAGCAACGGUUAUGGAGAGGGCCCCUUCAUGACUAAUUUUGGUGGAGCAGAAACUACUCCAUCCCCUCUCAUUUCCUUCCUAAAAGGAACUUCUAGCAAAAUCGGUUUAACACCGCAUCAAACAAAUCAUGCAAGAAAUGGGAGGAAGAAGCCUCGAAAAAAAUUUAGAAGACACAAGAAAAGGAAACAGAGCCUUCAUUUCAGAAAACACUCGGAAUACGUAGAAAUUCAGGAUAUAGAAGAGGAAAGCAAUAGGGCUUUGGGAAAAGCUUCUUCAACAAGAUAUCACAAAAUUAAAGGUUACAGGAAAGCGGUAAGACUAAACAAGGAAAGUCAUCGCACACGAAAACUGGAUAAGGGCCGUAAUAAUCGAUUGACGGUUAGAGGGGUGCGUCACAGAUCACAUGUUCUGGCAUCAAGACGAGCGCAAACUUCAUCAAAAACUGAGGUUCACCACACUCAUCAUGGAUUGAAAAAGAGAGCACAACAUAGGAGACGUCAUGACAAAUCAAACCAGUCACUUUAUAGAAGGACUAAUAUUCCAUACCCACAGAUAACUGUGCGAACCGGUCACUUACAGCAUUUGCAUCAUCCCCUCAGAGAGAAGGAUCAUGUGAUUCAUCGUCAUUCAAAAGGUUUAGGCGGCGACCACGUCACACACGAGAGGCAUAAAAAAAUUUUGGAUUUCAAAUUAUAUCAUCGUUACCGAAAACAACAUUCUGUCAAUGACGAAAUUCGAGGUAAAUGGCAUAUUAGCAGGCAUCGUGUUAGAACGUGCAAAGUUAUUGAUACUUUUUCAACUCGAGGAACCGUGAAAAUUACAAGGGUGGUGAGUCACAAUAGGCAAUAUUUUCACACAUUACUCGCGUGUCGACCUGUAAGAUUAAGAACAAGGCAUAGAAACCAUCGGAGGUUUUCCGUCAAAUAUGCUCAGCUGUGUAGUAAAAGGUGGUACGUAACUAAAGGUGUUAUCCACAUUCAGAAAACAGCUCCGAAUGAUAAAGAAAUUCCACGAUAUAACGUGCGUAUUUGUGACCCUUCUUAUGCGCACGCCAUGAAACUACUGCCUGCCAAAGGGAAAGAAACCAGGGUUUGGAGUUUAUCUCAAGAAUUUCUUCGUAAACUUGAGAAAGGGGAUGAGAAAAAGAAAACCUCAAGGUCAAAAGUGACCCGCAAAUCCAACAAAAAACCAAGAAAGUACCACAAAACCAAGAAAGCGGAGAAAAUUGUUCAUCGUCGUGUGCACAAAAAAAGUCACCACCUGAAACUUAAACAUGUCAAACAGCGUAAACUAAAGAAAAGACAUGGAGGACAGAAGAAGAAACAUGACGGGAAAGUGAAGGGCGGUUUAGGAAAGAAAAAGAACAAACCUUCAUCCAAGAAAACCAGAGAACAAAUUGAAAAUCUAGAUAAACCAUUCUACAGAAAGCUUUUACGAGUUCUUAAACUUGCCAGGACGUAUGAGAAGAAAAAGGAUAACAAAACAAAUAACGAUAACGUUUUUGAUUCUCUUGAAGCUGUUCUUACGCAAAAUAGAAAUGUGGACAAAAACCCCAACAAAAGUAACAACUCCACUUCAAUGAUAACUCACGUGAAAGAAAAUAAUGGAACCAAACACAACGAAAGAGACGGAGACUUACCAAGACACCCGAAAAAUGGCCAAAAGGAUGGUAAGUACAACAUUCAAAGGCUGUUGGCGAAAAUACUUCCUUCAGUAGUAGCUAAAAUCAUCAACACUGAUCAUGAUGGCGGCGAAUCAGAAUCCACCAAGGUAAAGAAUAAACCAACAAAAAGCACUGCUACGCCAAAAACGACGACAAAAAAGUCUACACCAACGAAUAAGAUAACUACCCCGACGAAAAAUACGUCAGGUGAAAAAAGCAUGGCAGACAUCAUGAAAAGCAUUCUUCCACUCCUGCUUAAGAAGGCUGGCAAAGACGGAACUAAGCUGAUUCAAGGUUUUAAAUCGAAGCUUAAGGCGAAAAAGCCACCAUUCCCAACAAAACAAACAUCUUCAAAACCCAAGAGGAUAAUGGACAGGACAAGUUUGACGAGUAUUUUAUCAAAUUUAGGUAUAGGAAACUUAGAGUCAAAUAGUCUGAGCAGUGUAAUUCUUGCAAAACCGACGGCCAUGAUUGCGAUACCUCCAUUGAAAUCCAAGCCAAAAUCAACUGCUAUCCCUCCGAAGACUACUGUAAUAACGAAGAUUCCGCUCCAGUCACCAACCACCCAACUAAAACCAACACCACCAGCUGUUACAAUCCAACCUCCUCCUACCCUGAGAGAAAAUUCACAGAUUUCGUUUGCAGGACCUCCAUCCAUUUCUCUUUCAGAACCUUCCUCUGUGCAGUCACCAGAGUCUCUACCAGCAUCCUCUCCGAUAACUUCCUCACCCCAAAGGUCUUUUUCAGAUCCUUACUCGCGAAACAUUUUGUGUUUUGGAGAUAGCUUAACUAAUGGCUUUUUCAACCACGGGCGCAAUUACCACCCCUACAGUCAACGACUCGGUCAACUGCUAAAUUCUGACGGUAGACUGAAGUAUUACGUCAAAACGAGUGGAAAAGUGCGCGAAAUGGCACAUGGCAGCAUGACCAAGCGCUUGCCUCAGGUAUUGGGAAACAGCUCACGAUUUGAUUGGGUGAUUAUUUUGGGUGGAACCAAUGACGUGGCGCAUGUUAAGAACUUUGGAGACGAUGAUUCAUUUAUGACGCAGUUAAUUAACGUGUGGCAGCCACGAAUUGCUCGUGAUAUUGAAAUGCUCCAUGAAACAGCGCAUCGGUACGGUGCUCGAACUCUCCUUUUAACUAUUCCGGAAACGGCUUACGAAGCUUGGCCUAGUUUUAAGACCUUGUGGGUUAUGCGUAAAAGACUGAACGAAGACUUAAGGAAUUAUGCGCGUAGAUCACAAGGAAAUGUAGUGUUGUGCGACUUGGCCGCUAAGCUUCAAAGACAUUCGCUUCCGCCUCAAACCCAGGCUCUUUUGUGGAAUGAUCACCUUCAUCCGACAGCUUAUGGCUACGACAAGAUGGCUGAGAUAAUAUAUCAGUGCUUAAAACCGUACCUACGUUGAUGCAUCUGACAAGAGGAUGACAACUGUUGUUCUACGAAAGUUUAGUCAGCUCGUAGUGUUUUUUUUAUAUAAUAAACAUAGGGUGAGAAAAAAUUUUG
This is a messenger RNA of Stylophora pistillata, 4109 nucleotides long. RefSeq lists its product as uncharacterized. Gene Ontology annotation, molecular function: phosphatidylcholine lysophospholipase A1 activity. Lineage: Eukaryota; Metazoa; Cnidaria; Anthozoa; Scleractinia; Pocilloporidae. The record is from RefSeq and is a predicted model, not a curated record.